GGGGGUCCCGGCGGUGGCGGGGCAGGAGGAAGGGGCGAAGAAGGUGGCGGCUGUGAGGGGACGGAGGGGGUCGGAGACCUGAUCAUGGAGAUCGAGAACAUCGUAGCCAACACGGUGCUGCUGAAAGCCAGGGAAGGAGGGUGCGGCAAACGAAAUGGACGCAGUAAGAAAUGGAAGGAGAUGCUAACGUUACCACACCUCAGUUAUUGCGAAGACCUUAGACGUUCAAUUGAAAAAAACUAUAAUCAGCUUUGCGACAAGCAGCCAAUAGGGAGACUUCUCUUCAGGCAGUUCUGUGACACCAGGCCAGAUUUGAAGAUAUGCAUUGAAUUCCUGGAUGCAGUGGCCAUGUAUGAGGUGUCUUCAGAUGAAAAGCGUAAAGACUGUGGUCUGAAAGUUUUAGACACAUUCUUCACUAAUGGGUCUGCAGCCCACUUACCGGAAAUACCUCAGCAUACAGUGAAUGAAUGUAAAACAAGACUGGAGCAGAACCCUUGCAAAGAUCUUUUUAAUGACUGCACUAGGGUUGUUCAUGAUUAUUUAAGUGGAGAACCAUUUGAGGCUUACCAACGAAGCAUCUAUUUCUCCCGUUUUUUACAGUGGAAAUGGUUGGAAAGGCAGCCAGUAACCAAGAAGACAUUUAGACACUACCGAGUACUAGGCAAAGGAGGAUUUGGAGAGGUGUGUGCUUGCCAAGUGAGGGCAACAGGAAAAAUGUAUGCUUGUAAAAAGCUAGAAAAAAAAAGAAUAAAGAAGAGAAAAGGCGAAUCAAUGGCAUUAAAUGAAAAAAGAAUUUUAGAAAAAGUGAACAGUAGAUUUGUAGUUAGUUUAUCCUACACCUAUGAGACUAAAGAUGCCCUAUGUUUAGUAUUAACCAUUAUGAAUGGAGGGGAUUUGAAGUUUCACAUUUACAACAUGGGAAAUUCUGGCUUUGAUGAAGAAAGGGCUGUUUUCUAUGCUGCAGAGCUUUGCUGCGGCUUGGAGGACUUACACAGAGAGAGAAUUGUUUACAGAGACUUGAAACCUGAAAAUAUUCUUCUUGAUGACCAUGGACACAUCAGGAUUUCAGAUCUUGGACUAGCUGUGCAAAUCCCAGAAGGAGAAACAGUCAGAGGGCGGGUUGGAACAGUUGGAUACAUGGCUCCAGAAAUCCUCAACAAUGAAAGCUAUACAUUCAGCCCUGACUGGUGGGGUCUUGGCUGCCUAAUUUAUGAAAUGAUUCAAGGACAAUCACCAUUCAGGAAGCGUAAGGAAAAAGUCAAACUUGAUGAGAUAGACCGAAGAGUGAAGGAAGACCAAGAAGUGUAUUCAGACAAAUUCUCAGAGGAGGCAAAAUCCAUCUGCAGGAUGCUACUUGCUAAAGAUCCAAAGGAACGAUUGGGGUGCAGUGGAGAUGGAGCUGCUGUUGUAAAACAGCAUCCCAUUUUCAAGAACAUUAACUUCAAGAGACUGGAAGCAAACAUGUUAGAGCCUCCAUUUUUCCCAGAUCCACGUGCAGUGUAUUGUAAAGAUGUCUUGGAUAUAGAGCAAUUCUCCACAGUGAAAGGAGUGAACCUGGAUACCACAGAUGAUGAAUUCUAUUCCAAAUUUGUUACAGGUUGUGUCUCAAUCCCUUGGCAAAAUGAGGCAUUUGCUUCAACAUGUUUCCAGUUAACAGUCCCAUUGAUGAUUUGACAGGAGCCUCAAGGCCACACUUAACUUGCAUAAAAUUGAACAGAUGGAAGCUGCACCACCCUAUGCUUUAGUGGAUGCUGCCCAGAAAACUGUAGCAUCUGCUAGGAUGAGCACAUUGCUUAUUUUUACCCUGUCUCUGAAAGAUUUCUAAUAUUACCUAUUCAAAGCAGUGGGACUUCAAGAAGUGCCAUUCAAAGCAGCGAUGUAACAGUGUAACCAUUUAAAUGAUUAACAGAUAAGCAGGGCUCGACAAACCACUGUUUCUACUUGCCUGUGGCAAGUAGAUUUCAGCUGGUCCCUCCGUGCACCCCAUUCUCCGCAUGUGCAGUGCGGGGCUGGCGAGUAGCUCUCACCGCAGUUUGUCAAGCCCUGUCGAUAAGCAUAAACGUUCAGCUACUGAAGUGGUUACAUGCUGGCUCCUGGCCAUGUUCCUGGGGAGCCGGCUGCCAUCCUCCACUGCUAGCUCUGUAUCCGAGCCCAUAGUGCGGGGUGACUGCUGGCUCCCUUGGAGUGGGACCGGGAGCCAGGAGUGGGGCUGGGAGCCGGCUUAAAAGGGGACUCGGGGAACUGGCUGCCACCUUGCACUGCUGCCUCUGUCUGCUCCUGACGUGCACUGGCUCCCGGGGAGCUUUCUGCUGCCCCAGACUGCGUGCUCUGAAGUAUAAGGCCUAUACUGCAGAGCCUGCAAUGCAGCCGGCCCUCUGGGAGUUGGACCAGCAGCCGGGAGCCAGCUCUUGGCAUGCACUGGCUGCUAGCUGCGCUCUAGGCGAGUCAGCUGCAUUGCGGGUUCUGCAGUAUAAGUUGUAUACUCCAGAGCCCACAGUGUGUAACUACUGAGAUUUUUCAUUGUUACAUCUGUACCUAGUUAACUGCUUUUUAACAUCUCUAAUUCAAAGUAUGAAAAAGUAAAUUUACUAAAUGUUAGCCAUUGUUAUAAGGAUCUUAAUGAGUCAUACCCAGGUAUUCAUGUUGAGAGCAACCAGAAGCUUCAGUCUAGAUCUCUGUGGACACACCUUGCUUUAGAUAUUCAGAACAUGUAGUUAUUUCUUUAAUCAAACAUGACUUGAUCAUGCUUCUUAAGUAAGUAUUCUAAACUGACUAGUUAAUGAAUUCAUUUAGGACAAUAUAUAGAGUUAAUUUCUCCUGCCCCCACUGUGCUGGGGACACUGGAUUGAUUGUAAUUAAUCUGAGAUAGGCUGUCUUGAAACAGAAGGGUAGAAAGAGAGAUCCAUGUUUAUCUAUUUGGCAUGAAUUAAAUCUAGUUCAAGUUGUGCUUGUUUCAGUUUGGGCAAUGGAAAUUCAGCAAAGUGUGGGUGUGUUUUGGGGGAAUGAUGUGGGACACACUUAUGAGUAUUAUCUCUGAAGCAAGAAUUAUAGAAAGCUGGUCUUAGUUUCUUUACAUAAGGGCCCACAUUUAUGGCUAUGGUAUGGUUGCUUUUUGUUUGAUUGCUGUAACAAAGUAGCUGUAAAUGCAGUGUACCUGCUUGUGCAUUAGACAGGGUGCAGCUAAGGGAGCAGCUGUGUCCUGCUAUCCAGGGCUGAGAUGAAACUAAUUGUAAAAUAGGUUUUAGGUUCUGGGUUGCACAAAAGUGGAUAAAGCUGCCUUGUCGUCUUCUGUGCCUCUUAUGUUGGCAACUUGCCGUUAGUCCAGAGUUCACAAUUAACUUGAAUGAACUUGAAUAAUGUCCGGGAGGAGGAGUCUUUUUCUGAGUGCGUUUUUCAUUUUUAUCUUUUU
Molecule: messenger RNA, 3409 nt
Organism: Pelodiscus sinensis (Chinese soft-shelled turtle)
Lineage: Eukaryota; Metazoa; Chordata; Testudines; Trionychidae
Gene: GRK4
Product: G protein-coupled receptor kinase 4
Biological process (GO): signal transduction; protein phosphorylation; regulation of signal transduction
Cellular component (GO): cytoplasm
Molecular function (GO): ATP binding; G protein-coupled receptor kinase activity
Source: RefSeq, a predicted model, not a curated record